AUGAUCACACCUACAUUUAAAGUAGAUCAAGAUGACAAUUUUGUUUAUAUUACCAUCAAUACGCCGCAUGUUAGGGCACAAGAUGUAGAUUUAUAUGUUGAAGGCAGUGAAUUUCGAUUUUAUUUACGACCUUACUUUCUAAGAUUACAUUUUCCUGGAAACAUCAUCGAGGACGAUCAAUCCAAAGCGACAUAUGAUCCUUCAGCAGGACAAUUCACAAUCAAAGUCUCCAAGGAAACCAAAGGUGAACAGUUUGCCGACUUGGAUCUAUUGACAAAGUUACUGGCACGUACCGGAGAAGCAGAAAAAAAGAAGAAACCCAUGAUUGAGGUGGUAGGCGAAGAAAGUGCCAUGGACGAGAUAGAAGAAGCUGAAGAGUUUAAUUGGGAAAUACCUCAAGAGUUACCCAAGGAGCAACUGAGUACGCACACAUAUUAUGGAUUCAAUCAGCAAUACACGGGAUACUUUACACACGUUCAAGAGACAUUGAAUGAGAUUAAUGAUAUUCAGAGUCCAGAGACAUCCACAAUCGAGUCACGACGUGAAGAACGUCUGCAGUUGGAGAAUGAGCAGUUUGAUGAGGACCAUUAUUGUACGGAUUUUGCCGAAGACGAAGAAAUUAGACAGCUGAUGAAGUACAAGACGGUGUAUGCCAAGGAGCUAAAGAGGAUGCAAAAGGAAAAUGACGAGGCAAAGAUGACGUUUACGAGUCAAGAGGAAGAAAUGAUGCGUCAGUUGCCACGCAAAGAGUAUUUAGUUUCAAAUGAAAAAAGCGUCUAUCUUGGUCUUGUGGACCUCUUAUUCGCUUACAGCUAUAAUCACCGCAUGACCGAAGGAGAAGGAAAUGUGGAGUCAGCUUGGUGUAUCGGCAAGCUGAGUUCAACCUUGUCCUGUCUGGAGGUAUUGUUUUUCUCACACAAACAACAAUUUUUUACAUUGAAAGAAGUCAUCAUCACAUCCUUUAGACGAUCUCUCAUCUAUCCACUCUAUCGACACUUUGAAUUUUCAGAAAAGGUCGUUCAAGAUGUCUAUAUCCUCUUUAAACUGGGCAAACGAGCGAUAUUAAAAGCGUUACUGGAAAUGAAAUACAUAUUUGACCACCAUGACGUUUAUUAUAUUUACAGUAAAAUCUAUUUAGAUGACUACUGUGUGUGGAUCCAGCACGCAAGGUGA
Messenger RNA from Rhizopus microsporus ATCC 52813, 1173 nucleotides. Its product is annotated as SHQ1-domain-containing protein. The coding region runs from base 1 to 1173 and encodes 390 amino acids. Gene Ontology annotation, cellular component: nucleoplasm; cytoplasm. The transcript has 4 exons. Lineage: Eukaryota; Fungi; Mucoromycota; Mucoromycetes; Mucorales; Rhizopodaceae. The record is from RefSeq and is a predicted model, not a curated record. Gene Ontology annotation, biological process: box H/ACA snoRNP assembly.